ACUCAAUUUCCAUCCUCUGAAACUCAAGCCUCUCCCUUCAUCCAAAUUCAUCCUCCUCCUGCUCCUAGCUAGCCCGAACUAGGGAUUGCUUUACUUUACUGAUCAGCUCUUCCUCCUCCAAAUUAAAAUGGCGGGCAUUGCUAUUGGGCGCUUCGACGAUUCCUUCAGCUUGGGCUCUAUCAAGGCCUAUCUCGCCGAGUUCAUCUCCACCCUCCUCUUCGUCUUCGCCGGUGUUGGCUCCGCCAUAGCUUUCAACAAGGUGACAUCGGAUGCUGCUUUGGACCCUUCGGGGCUGGUGGCCAUUGCCAUUUGCCAUGGAUUUGCUCUCUUCGUGGCGGUCGCCAUCGGGGCCAACAUUUCCGGCGGCCACGUCAACCCCGCCGUCACCUUCGGCUUGGCUCUGGGGGGACAGAUCACCCUCCUUACCGGCGUCUUUUACUGGGUUGCCCAGCUCCUAGGUUCCAUCGUCGCAUGUUACCUUCUUAAAUUUGUCACUGGUGGCUUGGCAAUUCCAAUCCACAGUUUGGCCGCCGGCGUGGGAGCCGUGGAAGGUGUGGUUAUGGAGAUCGUCAUCACCUUCGCUUUGGUUUACACAGUCUACGCCACCGCAGCCGACCCAAAGAAGGGCUCGCUCGGCACAAUCGCACCCAUCGCCAUCGGAUUCAUCGUGGGAGCCAACAUCCUGGCGGCCGGCCCAUUCUCAGGCGGGUCGAUGAACCCGGCCCGCUCCUUCGGGCCGGCAGUUGCCAGCGGCGACUUCAGUGGCAACUGGAUCUACUGGGUGGGGCCACUCGUCGGCGGGGGGCUCGCCGGAAUCAUCUACCCGAUCGUAUUCAUGCAACGCGAUCAUGUACCUCUCUCCGGCGACUUCUAAAUUAAUAAAAGGAGGGAUCUUUCAUAUUUCUUUUCGAUGGAUCCCCUCCUUUUUCUUUCUUUCUUACUUUCUUUUGAAUCUUUAAUUUGGUUUGAUCUCUCUGUGCGUGCUUUUGUUUGAAUAUUGGGUUGUCCUCCUCCUUCUUCUUC
Diospyros lotus (date-plum) is the source of this 1023-nucleotide messenger RNA. RefSeq names its product aquaporin TIP2-1. Bases 128 to 874 code for a protein of 248 amino acids. The transcript has 3 exons. Gene Ontology annotation, molecular function: water channel activity. The record is from RefSeq and is a predicted model, not a curated record. Lineage: Eukaryota; Viridiplantae; Streptophyta; Magnoliopsida; Ericales; Ebenaceae. Gene Ontology annotation, biological process: water transport; transmembrane transport. Gene Ontology annotation, cellular component: membrane.